Tetrahymena thermophila SB210 is the source of this 4599-nucleotide messenger RNA. RefSeq lists its product as hypothetical. The record is from RefSeq and is a predicted model, not a curated record. NCBI's taxonomy places the organism in Eukaryota, Ciliophora, Oligohymenophorea, Hymenostomatida, Tetrahymenidae. The transcript has a single exon.
AUGGGAUAAUGUCUCAGUGUAUGUGAGAAGUUGUUCUAGAAAGCCAAAGGCAAGGGAAAAAACCAGAAGAAGAGCAAUCAACUAGAUGGAAACAAAGAAAAUUUGAAAAAGCCAUUUUUAGAUUCUUCCAAUUAUAUAUAAGGAGAUAGAGGAGGUGAUGAUAGCGAUGGGGAAUAGAGGAAGAGGAUAGGAGACAUAUAUGGCGACUAAAGAAAGUAGUCGAUUUCUAUUGAAAUGCAGGAAAGAAGAGUGAUGGCAGAAAGGCAGCGAGAGUUAGAUGAGAUGGAAAAAGAAGAAUUAGAAGAGUAGAAGAGAUGGUCUUAACUUAGAAAAGAUUUAGCUCUUUCUAAAACUUAUACAACAAUUAGCAAUUUAACAUCUCCACAAAUUAUUACACUUUAAAAUAGCGAAAAAAUUGGAUAUAAAAUAAAUAAAAUUAAUCCAAAUGAUAGAUUUAUUUUAGAAACAGUUGUACCUCCUCAGUCAUCAUCUCAUUCUUAGCAAAUGAAUUCAAAUGAUUUUUUGAAGACUAAGAAAGCAGAUUAUUAUCAAUAAAAAUAAUAAUAAUAAUAAUCUGAUUUUGAUAGCAAAUACCAAAAACAGUUAAUUUUACAGAAUCAAAAGCAAGGACUUUCUUCAGUUUCUACUUAAGAAUAGGCAGAGAAAGAAGAGGAAGACCAUAAUUAAGAGGAAAAGCCUAAAAGAAGUGUUAGAAAUAUCAGCUAUAGCAAACGUGAAUCUCAAAGGAAGAGAGAUAGCAAGAGAUAAAAUUAAGUUGAAAGUUAUUAAAAUGUUAUCAUUCCAAAUAGCUUGGUACAAAAGAAAGAAAGGAAUAAUGAUUAAAGAGGUUUUAAAGAUAUUGAAGAAUAGGUUAACAAUGAAUAAAGCAUUAGUGGUUCUUAGAUAGAAAUAGACGAAUUCAAAAACGAAAAGUGGAAACAUAUUGAUCCUAAAAAUCAAAUUGUACUUUAAGAUCGAUACAGCAGCGAAUCUUUUCCACCAAAAACUGAAGUUAGUAUGAAUAAAAAUGAAUAGGAAGGCAAAGAUGACAAUGAUUAGGAAGAAGAAGAUGAAGAAAAUAUUUAGCAAAAAGAAGAAAAGCUGAAUUAGAUCAGAAAAUCUCUUUAAUAAAUGAAUCUCACAAGAAAUUCUACUUUCUAAAUUCACGGUGGUUAAACUCACUACAAUCCCUCACAUACAUAGCAAAGUGCUUUUUCUUAAUAGGGUAUGGGCCACCCAAUAAGUGUGCCAUCAUUUGUCCAAGAUUUCUCAAAAAUUAGCAGUAUUCCUUUACCUUAGGCUUAAUCAGUAAGUUAAAAUUUAAACUAAUUUGGAAUAGACGAAACAGAUCUAUCUUUACUUUUAGCAGACUCUUAGAAAAAUUCAAUUUUUGUUGGAAACAACCAAUAAAACUUCAAAGACUCUAAAUUUCUUUUAGAUGAAUCAAUAAUCCAUCCUAUAAAACAUUUACCUUCAACAAAUGGGGUUCCUUUACAAAAUGGUGAUCAAUUAGAUAGCGAUAAUAGUUCUAGGAAAGAAGAAGAAAACAUAUGUGUGAUGAAAAAAUAGUAGUCAAUUAACGAUUUAAUUUUACUUUUGCAGCAAGCAACUACAACCUAUCCUUAAAAUGGCAAAAAAAUUUAUAAUGAUAAUAAUCAUUCUAAGUAAUAAAAUAACAACUGUAGUUAGUAAUAAGAUGCUUAGCAAAUUUAACGUUCUAGCGUUAGAUCUGUAAGAUCUGAGAGUGGUAAGCUUUUCAAGUAAAAAUCCAAAGAAGAUGAAAUAGACUAUGAAAAGGAAAAAUAGAUUUAAGAAUAAAUAGACAAUUCUAAAGGGAGUUUUCCAUAAUUUCAAAUAUCAUCAAGCAGUAGUAUAGCAGGAAUUAAUUCAAAAAAAGAUUAGUUUGCAGUUGAAGAUCAAAUUUCUUCAAAUAAAUAAUAAUUAUAAUCAAGAAAAGGAUCUAAAACUAAUAUGAAUAAAUAGAACAUUUUAAAAUAAUCUUAAGAAAAUAUCAAAUCUGUUCAUAAUUCAGAAGAAAAUUUGCUCCCUAUCAAAGAGAUAAAAGAAGAAGAAUCUAAAUGUAUUGGAGAAAUGAGUGCUACUAAUUAAUAUAGCAACACUAACAAUAAUAAUAAUAAUAACAAUAAUAAAAUGAUUGAAGCCCAUGAAUUCAGUUUCUGUGCAGAAAAAUAAAAUGACAAUAACAAUAUUGAAGAAAGUAAAAUGACUUAGCCCAUUUAAACUGCUGAUUUAACUUAAAAAAGCGAAACAUCACCUGAUGAAGCGAAUUCUCUUUAAAAUGAAUCAAAUCAACAAUAAUCUUAGAAGAACAAAUAAAACUAAUAAUUUAACAACCAAUCAGAUACUUUCUCAUAUUAAACAUCACCGUCUAAAAAACAAAGGAAAUUCUCUGACUCUUCUCAGGAUCAAGAUUAAAAUAAUUAAAAAUAAGAAGAAUUUAAUAUAUUUUCAAAUCGUUUUAGUCUAAGACAGCCUUCGAAAAAACCCUUAGCAGCUAAAGUGCAAGCAGAAAAUAUAUCUAUCGUCAUCUAAGAUCCUAGGAAUGUAACUACAGAGCAGUUUGUUUUUACUAUCCAUCCAUACAACAGUAAAUAGCCAACCUAACAAUAGGCUUCUGUUUCCCAUCGUGAUUCUGUUUUAAGUUAAAGUAAUGGUGAAUCUACUUUAAAUAAAACUAUGCCUCACCACCAUAAAUCGCUUUUAGAAAAUACUAACAGAGUCAUCAUGCAAAAGAGACCUUCGAGAAAAAGUUUAUAGCAAAGUAGCUCUGCAGGAAGCAUAGCUCAAAAUUUAUCGAAAUUUAUGAAUAAUACUCAACCCCUACAAGCAAACUCGAUAUAAAGUGAAACAGACAAUAAAGGAAGCACAGAUUAAAUUGAAUCUGGUGAAGUCCAUUCUUUUUCAUUAAAAAAUAGUUACUAGUAGGCUUCAAAGAAUAAAUUGUAAGAAAUACCUAUUAAAGAACACAAAGAUGAAGACAUCGAAGAUGAUAAAUCCCAAGAAGAGGAAGAGAAAAAUGACAAUCCUCAAAUUAUAAAUUAAAAGAUUGAAAGUAGAGAGCAAAAAGCUCUUUAGGAAUUAAAAUAAUAAGUACCUGGUGAAUCCACUUAAAAUUUACAAUCUCUUACAGAAAAUGAAAAUAAAAUAAUACAAGAGGAUCAAGAAUUGCCUCAAUAAGUUUUUAAUCAAUAAGAUUAAGUUUUCAAAAAUGGCAAUUAAUAGACAGAAGAAGAGGAAGAAAAAUAAUCAAUAAAUGAAAUCAUUCAUUCACCUCUACCUCAUCUAUCUUUUUAAAUGAAUACAAGCAAUAAUCACGACUUUAAUACUAUUGGCCAUGGAAUAACUCAUUGCGACUCUUACAAUAAUUUUAAUAUGGCCUAGCAAAAUAUUGAUGAAGAAGAAAAUGCUAUGAAUUCGAUUAGUUCUCCUUAGAUUGGACCAAGAUCCUUGUAAGAUUCAAAUAGAGCAAGUUAAAAGUAUUUUAGUGUUUAAAGUGGUACAAACAUGGUUAAUCCAAAUAGUCAAAGGAAUAUUUAAUUACAAAAUACUAACAGCUAUAGCGAUUCCCCUUUUUACACUUGCUUCAACACUCCAUAAAUUAGCAAUAAUGCUAGUAAAAGAGAAAGCCAAUAUGCAGAACCAAGACUAUUAAGCUAACAAGAGUUUUAGUAGAGAAAGAGCAUGAUCAACGAAAGUAAAUAAAUAAGCUACUAUAGGAAAACAUCUGCAUACCAGUAAUACUACGAUUGCGACUCAUACUAAUUACAAGUUAUUGAUGGCGAUUAGCUGUAAAAUAGAGAUUUACUCGAAUAACCCGAACUGUAUAUGCAAUGGCUUAACUCUCUAAACAAAAAAACUCCAGAAUCAUUCAGCAAUGAGGCUAAUUAUUAAUUCGAAAUUAUCAAAUAAGAAACCUAUCAAGACUUUUUGUAUAAAUUCGAGUAGGAAUACUUUUAUAACUUGGAGCUAUUCGAUCCAAUAAUCUAAUCUAAAACUUGCAAUAUCUAUUUUAGGAGUGAAAUAAGUCUAAAUUAAGAAAGAUUGUAUAUUAUAACAGGAGAGUACUAUGUUAACACAUCUUCUUAUGCAGCUUUUUACAACUUUAAAAACAGUGCAAGUAUUCAAACUAUCUUGAAUUCUUACGAUUACAUAUAUUCCAUCAAUGAAGACAUCCAAAAUACUGUUUUGUAUGCAAAUUGCUCAUCCAGAUACCUCGAAAAACCUUGUGAAUUUGUGUAUCUUAAACACUUCUCCUUCCUACAAUAUAAUAAUGAAGCUGGAAAUAAUGGAGAAUAACCAGAGUAAGCUCAUUUUGUGGAAUAAAUGUGCGAAAUCGACAUAUCUCUAAACUCAGAAGAAAUAGAACAAUUCGUUAAAAAGAAUAAGAAAAGCAACAACGUAAGAGGAGAACUCUUCAGUGGAAAUAUUGCAACUUACAUCCCAGAAACAAACUAAAUAAAAGUAGAAAUAUUAAUAGAAUAAAAUUUCCACAAUGCAAUUAACACCUAACAAGCUAAAAGCAUGUUCACAGAUAUGUUUACAAACUACAUUAAAAAGUUGAACUAUGCAUUCCCAUGA